Fulvia fulva is the source of this 492-nucleotide messenger RNA. Its product is annotated as Transport protein particle subunit bet5. The record is from RefSeq and is a predicted model, not a curated record. Gene Ontology annotation, biological process: endoplasmic reticulum to Golgi vesicle-mediated transport. Bases 1 to 492 code for a protein of 163 amino acids. The transcript is spliced from 2 exons. Gene Ontology annotation, cellular component: TRAPP complex. NCBI's taxonomy places the organism in Eukaryota, Fungi, Ascomycota, Dothideomycetes, Mycosphaerellales, Mycosphaerellaceae.
AUGUCCGUCUACGCCUUCUACAUCUUCGAUCGCCAUACGGAGUGCAUUUACACUAAACGAUGGACACCGCAACCGCCGCUACAGGCCCAGAAGGCCUCAUCAGCCCCUAACGGUCACCUCUCCACUGCCACGCGGCGGGCCAUGAAAGCUGAAGACGAUGCGAAACUCAUCUUCGGCACAAUCUUCUCACUCCGCCGCAUGUGCCGACAGCUUGGCGGUGAAGAUGAUCAGUUCCUUUCCUACCGCACAGGAGAGUACAAGAUGCACUACUUCGAAACUCCGACUCAGCUCAAGCUCGUCAUGCUGACCGACACUCGCGUUGGGAACAUGCGCACUGUGCUGCAUCAAAUCUGGGCGACGCUGUACGUCGAGUUUGUUGUCAAGAGUCCAUUGGCCGGAGUUGAGCAUCCAAAGGGUGCGGGCGUGGCGAAUGAGCUGUUCGAGGGUGGUCUGGAGACAUUCAUCGCCUCGAUCUUCCAUCCGCAACAAUGA